CUCGGGCUCGUCCGGCGCGGAUAUGUCCCUGCUGCAGUCGGCGCUGGACUUCCUGGCGGGGCCGGGGUCCUUGGGCGGAGCCGCCAGCCGCGAUCAGACCGACUUCGUGGGUCAAACGGUGGAGCUGGGAGACCUCAAACUGCGAAUUAAGCGAGUCAUCGCCGAGGGUGGGUUUGCCUUUGUAUAUGAAGCUCAAGACCUUGGAAGCGGGAAAGACUAUGCAUUAAAGAGAUUGCUGUCCAACGAAGAAGAAAAGAACAAAGCAAUCAUUCAAGAAGUUUGUUUUAUGAAAAAACUUUCAGGCCAUCCUAACAUCGUCCAGUUUUGCUCUGCUGCAUCUAUUGGGAAAGAAGAAUCCGAUACAGGGCAGGCUGAGUUUCUUCUGCUAACAGAACUUUGCAAAGGGCAACUGGUGGAAUUCCUAAAGAAAGUGGAAUCUAAGGGUCCUCUUUCAUGCGAUACAGUUUUGAAGAUAUUUUAUCAGACAUGCAGAGCUGUGCAACACAUGCAUAAGCAGAAACCAGCAAUUAUCCAUAGAGAUCUAAAGGUUGAAAACAUGUUGAUUAGUAACCAAGGAACAAUUAAACUUUGCGACUUUGGGAGUGCUACAACUGUAUCUCAUUAUCCUGACUAUAGCUGGACUGCUCAGAAGAGAGCAAUGGUCGAAGAAGAGAUCACAAGGAACACGACCCCGAUGUAUAGGACUCCAGAAAUAAUAGACUUAUAUUCGAAUUUUCCAAUUGGCGAAAAGCAAGAUAUCUGGGCCUUGGGCUGUAUCCUGUACCUCUUGUGCUUCAGGCAGCAUCCUUUUGAAGACGGAGCAAAGCUUCGCAUUGUCAAUGGAAAAUACUCAAUCCCGCCAAAUGACACAAGAUAUACCGUUUUUCAUGAUCUCAUUCGCUCCACAUUGAAGGUGAACCCAGAUGAGAGGCUGUCAAUUACUGAACUUGUAAAUCAGCUGCAGGAGAUAGCAGCGGCAAGGAAUGUGAAUCCUAAAUCACCAAUCACAGAGCUCCUUGAACAAAAUGGAGGUUAUGGAAAUAACGCCCAACCGAGAGCUUCUGUUAGCUCAGUCUCCCAGGGUUCCAAGCCUGCGGGACAGUUAAACAACACUUACAAUUCAGGCUUGACAGUUGCAGAGUGCGACCAAACACAUAGCGGUUUCUUUGACAUACUUAGAGGAGGAACAGAACGAUUUUUGACCAACAUCAAAGAUACUUCUUCCAAGGUGAUCCAGUCUGUUGCGAACCCCAGUUAUGCCAAGGGAGAUUUGGAUAUAUCAUACAUCACCUCCAGAAUCGCCGUGAUGUCAUUUCCUGCAGAAGGUGUGGAGUCAGCUAUCAAAAAUAAUAUAGAAGAUGUGCGGUUAUUUUUAGAUUCUAAACACCCAGGGCAUUAUGCUGUUUACAACCUAUCCCCAAGAACAUACAGGCCUUCACGAUUUCAUAGUAGAGUUUCCGACUGUGGGUGGCCAGCAAGACGGGCACCAAAUCUUCAAAGCCUUUACAGCAUUUGCAAAAAUAUGCAUUUGUGGCUAAAGCAAGAUCACAGAAAUGUUUGCAUUGUGCAUUGCCUUGAUGGUAGAGCAGCAUCUGCAGUUGUUGUUUGCUCCUUUUUGUGUUUCUGUCGUCUCUUCACCACUGCCGAGGCUGCAGUUUAUAUGUUCAGUAUGAAACGCUGUCCACCUGGGAUCUGGCCAUCUCAUAAAAGGUAUAUAGAAUACAUGUGCGACAUGAUGGCAGAAGAGCCAAUUAUCCCACACAGCAAACCAAUACUCAUAAAAUCAGUUAUAAUGACACCAGUUCCCCUCUUCAGCAAGCAACGAAAUGGUUGUAGACCCUUCUGUGAAGUCUAUGUGGGAGAUGAAAGAGUGACCACUACAUCUCAGGAAUAUGAUAAAAUGAAAGAUUUUAAAAUUGAAGAUGGCAAAGCCAUAAUUCCACUGGGGAUUACUGUCCAAGGAGAUGUCCUCAUUGUAAUUUAUCAUGCAAGAUCAACACUAGGAGGAAGACUACAAGCGAAGAUGGCUUCAAUGAAGAUGUUCCAGAUUCAGUUUCACACAGGAUUUGUGCCUCGAAAUGCCACUACUGUGAAAUUUGCCAAGUAUGAUCUGGAUGCGUGUGAUAUUCAAGAGAAGUAUCCCGACUUAUUUCAAGUGAAUCUGGAAGUGGAAGUGGAACCUAGAGACAGACCCAGCACUGAGCCUGCCCCAUGGGAUAACUUGAACAUGAAAGGCCUCAAUCCUAAAAUUUUGUUCUCCAGCCGAGAGGAGCAACAAGAAAUCCUGUCUAAAUUUGGCAAACCCGAGCUUCCUAGACAGCCAGGUUCCACAGCACAGUAUGAAGCAGAAGCGUCGAAGUCAGAACAAUCGCCAGAAAGUGUGCCGACUGAGUCGGAUUCUCCACAAAGCAACAGUGCUGAUGCAGAUAAUUUUUUCCAUACACUGGAUUGGCAAGAUGGAAAAGAAUCAGAAAGAGCACAGGAAGAUUUUCUCAAAGAAAAGCAUCCUGUCUUAAUUGAUGACAGGGAUGAAAGUGAACCAUCUGAUGAAGAAUUUGCCCCUUUCCCUGAUGAUAGCAGAGCAGUUGCAGUUGAAGAAGCCAAGGUCCCUUCUCCAGAAAAAGCAGAAGAUGAAGGCUUACUUUUUGAUGCAGAACCUGAAAUGUCCACCCAUCUGAAGGAAUUGCACCUGGAAACCAGCGUUGAUUUGCUGGGCCUGGACUCUGAUGUUGGACCGGAACAAAGUCUUCAGGCUGAAGAGAUUAAAACCUCAUCUAGCAAUGCAGAUUUACUAAAUAACCUCUUUGUUCCCAGAGUUUCCCAGAUUUCAGAAGAUUCUACAGGAGAUCUCCUUGGGGAAGGGGCAAAUUUCUUUUUCACCAGUCCUCCUCUGUCGGUCAAUGUGCAAAAUACCUCACCCAAUGGUGCAUCAUCUUCCACAGCUGAUCCAUUUGACCCAUUCACGAUGUCAUCCAGCUCUGAGAAUCAGAUUCAUUCUGACCCUGAUCUCUUUGGAGAUUUUCUUAAUCCAAAUUCUACAGCACCAAUACCCAAGGUAUCUUGUACACAUUCUGCACCACCACCUUCUUCCAGCUCAGACUUCUUAAAUUUAGGAAAUUUGUCGGUAGAGUCUACGAAAAUUCCCACUUCUGCAAGCCACCCUGACCUCUUGGGAGGAUGGGAUGCCUGGACAGAUUCCUCCAGUGUUAACAAUAAGGCAGUACCACAGCCUACCAAACCUGCAUGUGAAGGUUCACCUUUCUCCUCAGGAAGUCAGCAGCCAAGUGUGUCUUCAAGCUCAUCGCUCAGUCAGACCAAAUCUCAUGACUUUGACCCCUUUGCCGACCUUGCCACCAUCAGUUCAGGUCUUCAAGGCUCUUCUAGUGGAUUUUCACCUGGUGGAUUUGCUCAGAAAACCACUCAGAAAGGAGGCGGACAGUGGCAUUCCGGCAGGCCAUCUGCUUCCAGCACAUCGUGGCAGCCCCCAAGCAAAUCCCACCAAGCUAAACCCUCCACGCCCUCUAAACAUAAUUAUUCCAUGAACUUCAGUGUUAUUGGAGGGCGAGAAGAGAGGGGUAUCAGAGCUCCCGGUUUUGGACAAAAGCCAAAAGUUUCAGAAAAUGAUUUUGAGGAUCUGUUAUCUAAUCAAGGCUUUUCAGCUAAAUCUGACAAAAAAGGACCGAAAACCAUCGCAGAAAUGAGGAAACAAGAAAUGUCAAAAGAUAUGGAUCCCCUCAAGCUGAAGCUUUUAGAUUGGAUUGAAGGAAAAGAAAGAAAUAUAAGAGCGUUAAUUUCUACUCUUCACCUGGUGCUUUGGGAGGGGGAGAGUAGAUGGAAGCCAGUUGGCAUGGCCGACUUAGUUACUCCCGAUCAAGUGAAGAAAUACUAUAGAAAGGCCGUGCUGGUAGUUCAUCCGGAUAAGGCCACAGGGCAGCCUUAUGAACAGUAUGCCAAAAUGAUCUUCAUGGAAUUAAAUGAUGCAUGGUCAGAAUUUGAAAACCAGGGAUCCAAAGCUCUCUUUUGAGACCUCACUUUUUAUGUUGUUCAAAAUGAAUUUGCAGCACAAUGGAGUUUCGAGUGUUUUUUUUUUGUUGCCUGAACUUAACUGAACACUUAAAACACUUAGAGUGUAGGGAAGAUGGUCAUAUGCGUUUAUCAUGAAGUUUAAGGGUAUAGCCUUAUAGAUUAGAGGUGUAUUGUAGGAUCUAAAAUGCCACACAAUACAGAGAUGCAUUUAGUAUACAGCCAUUAGACAUUUCAAAAUCUAGUCUAAAUUUUUUGGAAAACAAGUCCCAAGUUAAAAAGCAUAUAUAUGAUUUUCUUUUCUUUCUUUUUGAUGUAAUGGUCUAAGAAGAGUAAGCCAUUCCAAAGCAGCUGAUUUUAGUUGUCAAUGCAUAAAAGGAGCACAAUUCUAUUUUGCAUUUCACUUAUUUUCCAUGGUUUUGAUUUUGACAUUUAGUGCCCAUCAACUCAUUCAAAAUGAUUUAGAGCCUUAUAAACAAGCAAAUUGGUUGAGCAUAUCAUACGUUCUUGAAUCUAUAAAGGAUGUAAAUUUGCAUCUAUUCUGUCUAAUAGGCUGAUAAGUACUGUAUAUAAUUAAAAUAUUUUAUGAUGACAACCUGUAUUCCUUAUCAUAAAUUGACAGUUGCUUCCAGUUACUGGAAACAGUGAGCUAGGGUUGUUGUCAAAUUACAUAUCUUAACCUUUGGGGUGGGGAGAAUUGCACAUCAUACGGACAAACACGUAUGUGCUUUUUUUUUUUAAUAGAGGCUAUUGCAUGUUAAAAUCUUUUGUGUUAUUUAUUGUAAACUUUUAGACCAUAAAUUCAUUGCUAAUGGUCGUUUUUCUAGCCCAAUGGAUUGUAACUUGCUUGUGAGUUUUUUCAGUGGAAUAAUAUGCCUUCAAUUGGAGCUAUGAAUGCAUUAGUGGAAGAGGAAGAAGAGGUUGUCAUUGAUUCCUGAAACUGACCUUGAAAUGUGAACACAGUAUAACUUACUGUAGUUUGAUUUCUAUUUUUUCAAUGAGUAAAUUUUUUCAUCACUAGUUAUUUACCACUUUGUAUAAUUUCCUGAGUGGUUUUUUGUUUUGUUUUGUCUCCUAAUUGUGGAAUCAUGGAUUUUAUAAUGAUAAAUGCAGCCUACUCAUUAUACAGACCAAUCCAUAUCAGUGUCAGAAUGUGGAAUAGCAAUAAUUCAUGACUCGCCAGACAAUCUUUGUGUUCAGGAAUUUAUACCUUUGGAGUUUUAGGGAGGACUACUAGAUCCCAGACUAGUACGAGAACCAGUGAUGUGCUGAAAUGUGGUUAGAAGCCUUUAAAAUACAAAUUUAAAAUGAUGUGAACCUACUGAAUGUCGGGUACAAAUUAAGUCAUUAAAUUGGAGGGUUUUACAUCACAGAUUUUUCUUGAUUCUGCAAAAGGCUGUCAGUCAAAUAGAGACUCAGUACUUGGAGCUAUACAGGUUUAUUGGCUGCCUUUAUAAAAGAGCUAUAACUCAAAAAGGGAGCAAGGAUGUAACUUUUUUGAGGUGAACUGUUUUUGUUUUUUGUGAGUUUUUUCAUCUGAGCACAUACUUGAAUUCCAAUCCCAGCCUAAGAGGUUGCCCUCUGGGCCUGCCUUUCCAGUGAUGUAGGAGCUGCAACAGUGCAGUGUUUCAGUGAGUAACUUCUGACUAAAACAUUAAAGGCUAGCAAAAAAGGAAAAGCUAAUCCAGUUCUGGUAGUUGCACGGGAUAGUUUUGGAGCUGGAGCAGGGAAAGGCCAAAAGUGAAGCUCUUCUCGUGCUUCAAGUCUCUUAGGGAAAUGUUCUUGGUAUAUUUUUUUUCCCCACGUUAUUUCCAGAUGCAGCGUUCUGAUUUUUAAAAUCUGACUUGGAGGCUCAGGGGAGUCUGAGCAAUUGACCUUUUAUUGCAGUCCGUCCUUGUACUAAUCUGAUUCAGCUUCAUAGUGAGCUCUCUUCCAGAAUAUGUAGAGCAGAACGUAGGUCACCUGGAAAGAUCAGUGAGAUCUUUAGUCAAUAAUGACUAAAAGUGAAGAUUCUAGUAAUAGUAUAAUGAACAGCGUCCCACCCAUGCUUUCUGUUCUCUAGGUAUAGUUACUGUUAAUGUAUUCUUAAAGGUGGGUUUGUCCUGAGGAAUGAAACAACCACUGCAAAUAGGCACUGGCCUCCUGUCCAGAGUGCCUAAACACAUACUUGCGAGCUUGGUCCAACAGGCUGAAGGUUUAUGAGAUCCCUGAGGAUCUGGGUGUUGGUUGAAACCCUACAGAAAAGUCCAGAGCUGCUUUUUUUUUUUUGCCACUCUGGAUAUUGUGACCAGCCCUUCCUGUAGGCCCAGGGCACAUGCUGUAAUGACAGUCUUCUCAACUGUUUGAUAGGAAUCUGCCCCCAAAUAAACCAUUCCACUUUGACUACAGCCUUGGUGUUUGCGGAACAGGAUUCUACAGUUUUUUGGGGUGAAUUGGGCAAACAGCUAUGAAAUGUCCCUCCCCAUGGGUGUCAGUGGUCGUUUCAGUUCUCUCACAAAUGGCCCUGGUCCAAGUUGUUCUUUAAGACUCUCCUCUAAGUAUUUCUUCCUCCAUCCACCUUCCAAGAAGUUGGAGUAGGAUCAUGGCUAGGAAGUGCGUUGGGGUAUGGGUAGAGGGGAAAUAGACUAAAUUGUUAUUCGAUAGGAAUUGUUCUUCAGGAAUUAUUUAUUAAAAAUGUUGCCAAAUAGACUUAUUGUUUCUCAUUCAAUCAAUUUGAUUGCUUACAAUAGUGUCUGUGGUUUAAAUGUCCAGUAUUUAGGCCCAAGAAAACAUUUAUGAAGUGUCUUUAUAAGUACACUCAGUUCUGCCAGAUGGUGGCUUUCAAAAAGAAUUCUGGCUGGACUGCGGUUAGCGAACCUUCUUCCAACAGCACAAGCCCGUUUGGGCUUGGCGUAGCACGUUAUAGAAGAACUUGCUUGUGCUGUGGCCUGUGUACGUGUGCAGCAGCAGCAGAACGAGCGAGUUGUCCAUCACCAGUUUUCACCAGAACGCCUCCUCAUCAUAGAACUAGGUCUGUUGACACAAGAAUUACAAAAUGCUAAACCUUCUCUAGAGAUAAUUGAAAACAGUAUGAGAAAACAGAUGCGAAUAAUGUUUGCCUGAGAAACUUAGCUGUUCGUGGAGAAGCGCAGUUUGAGACUUGCAGGUAUGGUGUUGGAUCCGAUUCUGUUUCAUAUUCUUAUUCGUGAGAAGCAGUCAGCCUUCACCAUAUUGAAGACGGGGAGAAAUUGUUUUGAAUCAUUAAGAAUGUCAUUGAAUACAUUUCAAAGAGAAAUUGGACUUCAGCAAGAGAUCCCUCUGGGGAACCAGAUCUUGAGGGAAGUUGGAAGAGCUCCAAUAUUUGAGUAAUUCAGCUGUAUUCUGGUCAAAACCCUGAAAAAACAGUUCAGCAGAAAAUCCUGUAAGGAGUGAAUUAGGAAAGCUGACUUCAAUCAUUUCAGCAAUGAAAGAAGCCUCCCUGCUACUGUUUGGACAUUUGCCCAACAGUCAACAACUGGGGUGGAAUCAUUGACCCGAAAACGAUCUUAUAGGAAUGGGUGGCCAUACUCUAAUAUUUGUUUCAGCUUGCCACCAUCCUUGGGCAAGUGAAUGGAGGUUGCAGAGCCAGCGAGAUGGGGAGAAUAGGAUUUCUAGUUUGACAGGUCAUCAACUCCCAAAGCAAUGUGCAGGUUUGACUUCAGAGAUCAUAACUUGGCUGCAUGGCGUAACCUACGUGCAAAAAGGCAUUGCUUCACUUUUCCAAUGAGCACCAGCAGCUAACAUAAGAUUGUGAGGUUUUACAUUUUAGGAAAGCCUACCCAUUAACGGGGGGUGGAGGUUUAAAAUUGUAAAGCCAUCGCUGGGUUUAAAAUCUGCUUUUUGAAAAGAACGUUCAAGUGAACCGAGUAACUGAUGAAAAGACUGCAGCAAUGAGUGAUGAUUUUGUUUAUACCAUUGCCUUAUAGAGAGGUGCUUUGCAGGGAGGAUCAUUUGAGGUGAGGAGUGGAACCAGUGGUGGUUGCCCACUUUCCUAGUUGGGGAGACUGAGGCACAGAGCAAUAUAAGUGACUUAGCCAAGACCCAAAAGGAACUUUACCACUGCUGUAACUGAGAUGAGGAGACACCUCUGGCAUAGUCAGGGAGCAGCAGAAGCUGUGGGAGGGCUGAUGAUUGCAGAGGCAGUGGGUUACUUGAUGGUGUUUGGAAGAGGCAGGGUAAUCAAGUCAUCUGUUAUUUGGCAGUUCUGACAGCCAGAGAAGCUGGGCCAGAAGCUGUAGAGUCUCAGAGAUGUAGGCAACAGUGGUGCCACGUUCGUGGUGCGGUUACCAUAGCCAGGGUGCGAUCCAGAUUGCAGUUAGAACAGUAACGGCUGUUAGGGUGAUGGAUUAGGUGGAAUUGUUUGCUUCUCUCCUUCCCUGCCCCCCUCCUCUCCCGCAGGAAACAUUGUGCCCAGAUGAACAGACAGGCACAUAUGUAAUUAGAUUUUUGUAUUGGUUAAAGAUUCAUUUUGUAACUUGCCUGGAAGCAUUUUGUUUUAAUCUCCUUACUUAAUGAUAUGGGGAGCGUGGGGGUCGAUGUUAUUCAAAUGUGCUUCCCUUUGCAACAGAAAAGCUGCUUUCUUUGUGGAGGCUUCAGGGGUCCCUUUAGGGCUCGGGUCUCCUUUGACUCUUCCCUCCUUAGAGUGCCUUAGUUGUUACUAAUGGUCCCAUCUUUUCAAGGCAAACUGAACAUUGUGGAUUUUGCCAUGGGGGGGGAGGGGGGAACAUUUUUGCCUCGGCAUUUUGGAACCAUUCAUGGGGUUCCUGUAUGUGGGGUCCAUGUGGCGAGCACCAUAUGAUAUGCUCUGUUCAGUUGGGUCACUUCAUCCCUAAACCAGGUGAUCUAGUUGUGAAGACAGGCUCCUCGGUGCACAAAGAUCAGUUCCUGAGAUCCCGCAGAGAUCAAGGUAUCUUGUCAGGAUUCUAGGGCUUCCGGGAGGGCAAAGCCAUGAACAAUGCAAGUCAUCCAUGAGGUUUGCUGAUGUCCCAGCUCCUGUGAUCGAUCUCGGGGCAGAGGCAGCAUGAACCACCGGGAGCGUUAGGGCAAGUAACCCAAUCGAAACCUUGGGUUGGCUUUUUGUGUGGUUCCUGGGCAUCAGUUCAUGCCAUAGAUGGAAAAAAACUUUGCAUUUGCCUCACAUAAGCAUUCGAUCUGAGCUUACUUUUGAAGUACCAAUCAAACAAAAAUCGAUUGCUCCCUUCCAAGGGCAUGCCUGGUGCCCAGCAUAAAUACCUCAGUUUUUGGAAAUGUAUUAUUUGCAUAAAAACUUGUAUUAGAAGUUUAGAAGAUGAAUGUUUAUUAUUCUUGAAUGUAUCGCAGGCUGUGUUAGCGGUGUAAUCAGUGUGUUUUUUUUUUUUCUUUUGUCAACUCCGUAUGCUACUUUCUUACUCACCAGAGCCUAAUCAAAGAUGUUUUCUGCCCUUCUGUUUCCAAUCCUUAAACUAUGGCCGACACAAAAAUGAUCAAAAUGCAGAUAGGCUGUGGACCCAUGUACAUUGUCCACCUGAAACAACUCCAGCAGUGUUUAGGGGAGCCACAUUGAUCGAUUGGCAUGAGAUGUGAUCAGAGCCGGUGUGUCAGGCAAAAGGGCUAUUGGUGUCUGACAACCAUCUCGCUUUAAGGGGAAGAAAAUGCAAAUAAGGAGAGGAGAGGAUGUUAAAAAUUCGGAGGAUACCUGAACUUAUCUCAGAUUUAUGUAUGGUUUAUGUAUUUUUUGCAUUUAAAGAUAGUUGUACGGUAAGAUUCAUUGAGGUGAGAUGAAACCAAAAUUUUAAUAGACUCCAUCAUUGCUACCCGAAAAGAAAAAGCAUAAGCAGAGUAUCUAGAUCUUGUUUCUUACUGAAUGGACUUGUGGUUCUACCCAUUGACCAAAUGAAGGUGCCUUAUUAAGGCUUUUAGGUUCUAAGCUCCCCUAAUGAGACAUCUUUUACAGGUGGUAGCAAGGAAAAUGGGCUUUUCUGUGAGUUCUGCUGAUGUUACUAGAUCUGAAGUGUAUUUUUUCUGAUUGUGAAGCCUUUGCAUUCCUUUCCCUAGACUGUUCGCCACAGAUCCUGCCAACCUGGUAUAGUGCUAGUCCUUGUAUGUUAGAAAUGGGCACUCCAGAACUAUUUAGGUAUAUGUGUUAUGAAGGAAACGUUUUGUGUGUAGGUUUUAUAAUGUUCAUACAUUCUUUUCUCCAAAAUGUGACUUAUUUAUGUUCUAUAGGAUACCAAAUCGGAUUAGUUGGAUUGUGAACACUUGAGAAAUGUUUACAUUCAGUUGAAUGUAUAUUUGCAAUUCAGACUGUAAAUGCUGAGUUCUGGCUAAUUAUGUUGAGAAAUGUUAACAUACUAAUAAUGGUUUCUCUGUAGUUUCUAUAUCUGUGAUUUUUGUUUUUUGGUUUGUUUUUUUUUCCUGGGUGAUUGCUUGAAUGGGAGACAUGUCUUAUUCUGGUCCUCAUCAGGCAUUGCUCUGUACUCACUUUGCUAUUGUCAAAAUAUAUAAAUAUUUAUGUGUAUAUAAAAAUUAAAAAUGAGAAAUGAGA
Molecule: messenger RNA, 10564 nt
Organism: Tachyglossus aculeatus (Australian echidna)
Lineage: Eukaryota; Metazoa; Chordata; Mammalia; Monotremata; Tachyglossidae
Gene: GAK
Product: cyclin G associated kinase
Exons: 29
Coding region: 23-4024 (1333 amino acids)
Biological process (GO): regulation of clathrin-dependent endocytosis; positive regulation of Notch signaling pathway; protein phosphorylation
Cellular component (GO): cytoplasm
Molecular function (GO): ATP binding; AP-2 adaptor complex binding; protein serine/threonine kinase activity
Source: RefSeq, a predicted model, not a curated record